UUUUGUCCUUUGAUUUGAACCAUUGGAUUGGAAUCUUGCCAUUCACAUGCAUUUAUUUUGAAUUUUUGCUUUUAACUUUGACUUUCCACCUUUCACAUGCAUGCGACUAUCUACCACUUUUAUGUGAUGUAAUUUUUAUCUACCUUUUUCAUGUAAUUUUUCAUCAACCACUUUCAUGUGAUAUAAUUUUUAUCUACCACAUGAGUUUUGAUUUGGAUUUUGAAUUUUGUGGUAAGGAUCUAUGAGUUGCACCUUGGAAUUGGAAUCUCAAUUUUUUUUUUUGAGAAAAUGAAUUUUUAACCAUUUUAUGGUUGAAAAUUCUUCGCAUUUUGUUGGGUUUCUUCAAAUUUCCUUCGAAAAUCUUCAAAUUUUCUUUGAAGUUCUUCAUCCUUUCUUUGAAGAUCUUCGAAGUUCUUGACAAGGGAGCCAUUUUGGAGAAUUUAAAGUCUUUUUGGGCUUUUUUGUAAUUUAUGAAACUUCUUGGGGUUCCCCAUAAUUUUGGAAAAUAUGGCCGAGAGAAGAAAGAGGACUCACGGAGGAAUCCAACUAGAUGGUGUGGAGAGUUACGGUACUUCAUCUCAAGGGGACGAGGGUCCUGCAGACUGGUACGCUGGGUGGACGCUCCAUAGGACUCGAGAUCACAUAUGCAACUCCAUAUGGGGCAUAUGGGUGAGUCCUACAUUUCACUUUAUUUAUUCAUUAUUUUUGUUAUUUUUUCAAUUUAUAUAUUUUUUAUUUAUCAUCAUUUUCUUAUCAUAUAUAUAUAUAUAUAUAUAUAUUGUUUUAGAGGUUCAAUGAGGGAGUACCACCUGCUUUGGCUAGAUAUGGUCAUCCGAAUUCGGUCCAGGAUUGGUACAAGGUACUUCCUCAUUGGGUCAAGGGGCUAGUUGAUUCAUCUUACCUGAGCCGAUUAACCUUGUUGAAGACCAGGAAGAUUAGUCCGGCAUUGGCGGGAGCCCUGAUGGAGCGGUGGUGGCUGAGUACUCACUCCUUUAAUCUCCCUACCGGCGAGAUUACCAUCACGCCCCUGUGCUUCUAUGCGUUGACAAGCAUACCAUUUGGGGGGAGGCCCCUAUCUCUUUUUGAGACUUUAACAACAGCUGAGUUCACAGACUUGAUGGGCAUCGACAUCCAGGGUGAUCAGAAACAUAUCCAUUUAGGAGAGAUCACUGCCCGAUGGUGGAGGAUGAACCUGAGGGCAAACCCAGUAACUUUGGGUAGGUGACCCGUUCUUUCCUUCUAUUUACUGUGGGUCAGUGUCUCUUUAGUGAUCUUUGGGGUAGAGUGGAUAUUCGCAUGGCUGCCCUCUUCCGAAACCUUCGGGAGAUAGACACUUGGGAUUGGGGUGGGGCCACCUAUGCAUACCUUUUGCAGACUCUUGACCUGCUAUCAUAUGGACAUUGAGGCCCAAAGGAGCGGGCUACAUUCUCCAGGUAGCUUCUUAUCCCUACACGUAUUUCCUUUCAUUUUGGUUGCACUUCCUUACUUUGAUUUUUCGAAUCACCCCUGGUGUUAUGAACACCUAGAGAUUAUGGCCCCCAUACUGAAGGAUCCUCGAGCAUCGCCCUUCCCUAUAGCCACGAGAUGGGGAAAUAGUCGGGUACUCAGGGGUCGGCGCCAUCCUCCAGGGACCACUACUCGUUCUCUCUUGAGUGGACUUACAGAGGUUACUUGGAGGUCGUUUCAGCACCUUAGGUUUCCUGACCUUGUCGAAGUUGCUCGGGCCAGGCACUUAAUAGAGAACCGAGUUCUGUUCAGGGGUAUCUGGGGCCACGCCUGGUAUUUGGGAGAGCGGGUUACACCCCAGUGGCCUGAUUUCGACAUGCACUUCCCUCCUUGUCUUCCUCCAUCCACUAUGGAUCACCCGGAGCGCAUCCCUAUGGAUCAAAUUGAGAGAUUGGCCGAAGGAACGUGGGAUGACUCCUUCUUAGACCAGAAUAGGGAUUAUGAGACCUUCCUUGAGGAAGUGACAGUAUGUACCCCCUUUGGUCCCAGAGGUCCAGUGGUAUGUUUUCCCUUCUUGAAUCUCCUUCAAUUCCCUUUUUGUUUGGCUUUGAUUGAUGUUCUUGCAAUAGAGGAUACGACAUGCGGACCCUUCUUCUAUUCAGUCACAAGCAGGGGCUGCUAGUCCAUCCCAAGUUGGGCCUUCUACUAUUUUGGGUGGAUCUCUUAGGAUGGCCACCAUCCCCUUUCGUGGCUUCUUGGGCUGACCUUAUCCCAGUGCAACCCAUCCUGUUAUCCCUCAGCUCCUGGAGCGUAGACUGGACAGAGAUGCCUCUCUUAGGCAGCCUAUUCCAUAUGACUGUGCGAGUAUUCAGCCCCCUUUUAUUUGAUUGGCUUUUAACUUCUUUUGACUGACAUGGUCUU
Macadamia integrifolia is the source of this 2367-nucleotide messenger RNA. RefSeq lists its product as uncharacterized. Bases 1358 to 2128 code for a protein of 256 amino acids. The record is from RefSeq and is a predicted model, not a curated record. Lineage: Eukaryota; Viridiplantae; Streptophyta; Magnoliopsida; Proteales; Proteaceae. The transcript is spliced from 2 exons.